Molecule: messenger RNA, 654 nt
Organism: Aspergillus terreus NIH2624
Lineage: Eukaryota; Fungi; Ascomycota; Eurotiomycetes; Eurotiales; Aspergillaceae
Product: GNAT family N-acetyltransferase
Exons: 2
Coding region: 1-654 (217 amino acids)
Molecular function (GO): acyltransferase activity, transferring groups other than amino-acyl groups
Source: RefSeq, a predicted model, not a curated record
AUGCUCAUCCGCCCAGCGACAGAAUCCGACCUCCCCCAGGUCCGCCACAUCAACACCUACUAUAUCCUCCACACCUCCCUAACCUUUGCCCAACACCCUCUCCCGCCCCCAUCCUACGCCAAGACAUAUCACCACAAUCUCGCAAAAGGCCUCCCGUACCUCGUGGCAACCGAUGAAGCGCAGAAGUGGGAAGAUGACUCACCUCUAGUGCUCGGCUACGCCUACCUCUCCCCAUACCGCGGGGACCGGCUGUCCUAUGCGCCGACAGUGGAGCUUACAUUGUUUGUCCACCCGGAAUACCACUCCCAGUCCAUCGGCUCGCAACUACUCUCCGCCCUCCUGGACAAAGUCCGCGCGGGAGAGGUCCGCCAUCGAGCUUCGGAGGACACGGGAGAUGGCCACCUGGAGAUGGGGUAUGGAGACGACGGACGCCCUGGUGUGCCAGUUCGGAACGUCCUUGCGGUGAUGUCAGUCGAUCCCGAGGGUAAGGAUGGCGGGGAGGCGUUGCGGCGAUGGUACGUCCAGCGGGGGUUUGUCGAACGGGGACGGUUGGAGAAGAUCGGACGGAAAUGGGGGCGAUGUAUCGAGUGGAGACGGAGUGAGAGUGUCUACUGGACUGUCAUCAUUGUAUGGCUUCACUUCUGCCUAAUCUGA